AGUAUGACAGCUGUCAUAAUAAUGAUUUACGUCAACUAAGUUGGCAACAUAAAAUUUAGCCUUUUUCCGGCUCUCUGUGGCAUUGAAAGCCUCAAGAUGAAGCAAAUCGUUGCUAAUCAAAAAGUGAAAAUCCCCGAGGGGCUAACAGUCCAUGUGAAAUCCCGCCUUGUGACAGUUAAAGGCCCGCGAGGUGUUCUAAAGAGGAACUUCAAACAUUUGGCUGUGGACAUUCGGAUGGUAAACCCCAGGUUACUAAAAGUGGAAAAAUGGUUCGGUUCCAAAAAAGAACUUGCAGCAGUACGAACUGUAUGCUCUCACGUUGAAAACAUGAUCAAAGGUGUAACUAAAGGAUUCCAAUACAAAAUGAGGGCUGUAUACGCUCACUUCCCCAUCAACUGUGUCACCAUUGAAGCUAACACAGUUAUCGAAAUUCGUAACUUCUUGGGUGAAAAAUACAUCAGAAGAGUAAAGAUGGCUCCUGGUGUAACAGUAGUCAACUCCACUAAACAAAAGGAUGAGUUGAUCAUUGAAGGCAACUCCCUGGAGGAUGUUUCCAGUUCUGCAGCCCUUAUCCAACAGUCUACCACAGUUAAAAACAAGGACAUCAGAAAGUUCUUGGACGGUCUAUAUGUGUCUGAUAAAACAACUGUUGUUGUAGAUGAAGCGUAAGGAUAAUAAAUUUUAAGCCGAA
Messenger RNA from Pieris rapae (cabbage white), 691 nucleotides. RefSeq names its product 60S ribosomal protein L9 (gene RpL9). Lineage: Eukaryota; Metazoa; Arthropoda; Insecta; Lepidoptera; Pieridae. Gene Ontology annotation, cellular component: ribosome; cytosolic large ribosomal subunit. Gene Ontology annotation, biological process: cytoplasmic translation. The transcript is spliced from 3 exons. The record is from RefSeq and is a predicted model, not a curated record. Gene Ontology annotation, molecular function: structural constituent of ribosome; rRNA binding. Bases 97 to 669 code for a protein of 190 amino acids.